AACUAAGGGCUGCGUAGGAAAAGAAAGGGGUCGAAGAAGUGGGAACGUAACGCACGCGCAUACUCAGUGAAGUCCUGAGGCUGGAAAAGGAGAGGUUGAACUAUCAGGCCUUUGGGUCAGGUCUCUUUCCUACCCACCCCUCCCGCGCUCCUGAAAGGAGGAGGGGCGAAUGUAAGAGUUAUUGGGAUAUCCCAUGCGCCUCUCUGCAGGGGCGAAGUCAGCCGUAGCCUGCAAGCUGGGUGUCAGGUGCCAACAAUAUGCCUACCUUGGACCCGGAGCAGCUGUUGAUCAGGGAAAUGAGGGAGGAUGAAGCACCCAUUGUUUUGGAACUUCUGAAGGAUGGAUUCAAAGAUACGGAGAAUCGCUUGAUACUUUAUGUGCUGACACGGCCACUAGCCUUGUUACUGAUGGCAGUUGUGAGCAGUGGACUGCGCUUCUUCCUGAACUCCUUUGUGGUGGCCCUUGUGCUGCCAGUACUCCUCACUGUAGUGGCUCUGAAACUUCUACUGUGGCGCUCACCAGACCUUAAACACCUGCAUGCCUAUUACAGUUCAAGUCAUCGUGGGCUGUGGGUGGCUGUGUAUGAUGAUGAUGAUGUGUGCGGCUGUGUGGCUUUAGAACCUCUUGAGGGAGAGCCACGCACUGCUGAGCUCAAGCGCUUGGCUGUCAGUCGAUGGUAUAGACGCUCUGGUGUGGGUCGGUACCUCCUUGGCUUUCUGGAGGCACAGGCUCGUGCACAGGGCUUCAGAUUCCUGGUGGCCCAGGUCUCCGUGGUGGCCAAGGCUGCUAUUGGGCUCUUUGAGAGCACUGGCUAUAGUGUGAGUGCUGGGCGCCCAUGGCUGGGUUACACUGUUCAACAAGAGUUCAGCAAACAGCUUUAGCAACUAUGUCUACUAGUUUGGCCCCAAGCUGCUAGGCAGGGGAGCACAUGUUUUGAGUAAUUUUGUCCUUGAACAAAGAAAACACGGAGUUCCAGAAAAAGACUGUAGUUAACAAGGCAUCUCCAGGUCCUAAACAGUAGUUACUGUUAACAUGGUUUCUGCUUAGAAAACAAAGUGUGGCUGCAAAGCAGAUCAGGAUAAAGGGUUGUUUGUGCCUUUUCCCCAGUCUGGCAUGGCAGUCAAACUCUGUGUCAUUUGGGAUUUCUGUCCCAGAUUAUUCACUCACAUUGGGAACAGGAACUGAGGCUCAUUCCCUGUGUUCUCUUUUGGGGUCAAAGUAACUCCACAUUUUAUACAAAGGGAACACCAAAUUCUGUCAAUUUAGAAAAUUUGUGCAUGAGUGUAUGUAUAUAUACACACAGACACAGAGGGUGUACCAAAAGUCAGGCCCCACAGACAAUUUAUCAUAUAAAUUACAUUAAAUGUUCAGAUUGGUUGCCCUUUUCUUCUGAACCCUUCCUUACUUGUUUGAUGCAUGACUUUUGAACAUUCCUAAGUACAGUAACAUUUUCUUUGGGAAAAAAAAAAACAUAUAUAGUGAUUGGUCUAUGGGGUCUGACUAUUGGAACUCCCAAUAUAUAUAUGCAUUCCUGCAUGCAUGGCACUUCAUAUAAUAGAACAGGCACCUGAAAAUUAUUUUUGUUCAAAUAGCUGUUCAGAAUGUGCAGAUGAGAAACCUAUUGAGAAUGCCAAAUCCAUAUUUCACCUGCAAACCAGUCUGAAUGCACUCUAGCUUUUAUCAGGUUAUUGUGUAUUUUCUUUGCAAGUUAAUGAUCAGGAUGGUGAAUUCCUAGCAGCUGUCCAGUUUUUUUAAAUGGGUUAAAGAAGUCUGUGAAGCAAGCAUCUUGGCUUUCUGUUUGAUCCUGUAGUCCGUUGGUGCCAUACAGCCUGGACAGAUCCAGUCACUUGCAUUUGCUACUUAAUGUAAUUUACAUUUAUUCCCCCACUCCUGUCAGCUGGUGGUGAUUUUAUAGACAAGUUUUCUAAAUCUGUAUUUGCAUGCCUGGGUGGAGUAUAUGAGAACCAGGGACGGAGAAAUGGAGGGGGUGGAUUCUCGAGCCAAUUUAAGUUUCACUUUUAUUUUACAAAUUCAGUAAAACAAAAACUGAUUUAAGAACCACAGGUGAAAACACUUUUUUAAGAUGAGAUUUCCGAAGUUCUUUUACAGAUUCCAGAUAGAUUAGGGAAAUUGAACAUGAGCCCUAUGUUAAUUGUGUGCAUAAAACCUCUGAAAUACUAUAAGAAGACAGUGUGGAUAUCCUUGGAAAUCAUGAAUCUUUGUGCAAGCAGGUGUGCCCCUUUCAUGGGAACUAGUUUAUACUGAUUAUGUUGUACAGAUAAAUGAGUUCUCACAGAAUGUGGAGACAGUAAAAGCUGGCAAGAUCAUUUUUUAAAAUGAUACAUGUUAAUAUACAUAUGUAUUUAAUUCUUGCUGCAUAUCCCUGCUUCAUUCUAAUGUCUUUUGAAGAUAAACAGGUGACUGGAAUUUUAUGGGCAGAAUGUAGAUGGGGCAAGGAAUAGAGUCUCAGACACAAAAAGGAUUAAGAACACACACAUCCGAAUAGCCCUUCAAAAGCUGAUUUUUCUUAGGAUGAGCUAAUAAACCUUCUGACACUCAUGUAUGUGUAACGUAUAGUUCAGUGUCCAGGUUAGCAAACAGCACAGACUCAGCUUCAUUCUACAAUGCUAUUUUUUAGCAAUCAAGCUAGGUUGACUGACAAGCUAUUUAGGGCUCUAUUAGGCCAGGCAGGAAGUUGAUUUUAGAAAUUCUUGGCUAUACUCUGGUUCAUGACUGAAUCUUCCUCCAGAUGUUUUAGCCAAAAGAAUUGAAAAAUGAGAGUGACUCACUGUUCCUCUACCCAGCUUCCAUCAUGCUGAACUAGAUUUCCAAUCUCAUUAAAUGUACACUGCAAAAGAAUUCAGUGGAAUGGAAAUUCUGUACAGAAAUUUCUGUAAAUUUAUACACACAAUUUUUUUUAAUCUGUUCAGUUGUGUCCGAUUCUCAGAGACUACCUCGACAAGUCCCUGAACUUUUCUUGGCACGCACAUCCUCUCAGUGAAAUGUUGUGACUGGGAGUAGAGGCAAUGCCUUUUAAUUUGAAGUACCCAGUCACAGUGCACAGAGGUGUGUUACAUCUGUGUGACAGCCAAGUCAUUGGAAGCUGAGUUAUAGUUGUUUGGACUGACAUGUUCUGUCUUUCUUGCCAUAGUGAGUUCAGGGGUGGCAGUUUACUUUUUAUCAUAGGAGAAAAACAUCAAACCUAUUUACUGUGUUAGGGAACACCACAGAGACAAAGGGAAAAGGUCAGGUAUAAGUAUACUAGACAUGGGUCCUCUGACCCAGUAUUUCCGUAUGUGUAGCUCUGUGGUUUUCCCUUUACGCUCUGACUGGAUGCUCUGUUCUCAUUGGAUUCCAGUUUGUGCAGAUGGGAAUUUUGCCUUUUAGAAAUAUUUAUGAAUUCUGAACCCUCCCCUUCCCCCAAUAUUUAUAUUGCCCCAUAAAUCCACGUGGGAGCUAGCAACAACUGUGGUAUCUUCUAUUUCCAUUAUUUCUCAUUCUGUCUGUAUUCUCUUAAUCUACCC
Molecule: messenger RNA, 3524 nt
Organism: Candoia aspera
Lineage: Eukaryota; Metazoa; Chordata; Lepidosauria; Squamata; Candoiidae
Gene: NAT14
Product: N-acetyltransferase 14 (putative)
Exons: 4
Coding region: 258-881 (207 amino acids)
Molecular function (GO): N-acetyltransferase activity
Source: RefSeq, a predicted model, not a curated record